Laccaria bicolor S238N-H82 is the source of this 1215-nucleotide messenger RNA. RefSeq lists its product as uncharacterized. NCBI's taxonomy places the organism in Eukaryota, Fungi, Basidiomycota, Agaricomycetes, Agaricales, Hydnangiaceae. Gene Ontology annotation, biological process: ubiquitin-dependent protein catabolic process. Gene Ontology annotation, cellular component: cytoplasm. The transcript is spliced from 6 exons. Gene Ontology annotation, molecular function: ubiquitin conjugating enzyme binding; ubiquitin binding. Bases 1 to 1215 code for a protein of 404 amino acids. The record is from RefSeq and is a predicted model, not a curated record.
AUGACCGAUAACGAACUGGCUUCUGUCCCACCGCAAGUGCCUCCUACAGAAGGUGCUGCAACUUUGCAGGGUCUCGAGGACAAGCGGACAUCGAGCAGUGCAUCAGGUGAAGCGGCCACAGAUAAUCUGUUGGACGUCGACUUGGACUCUCCGACCCCUGCUGUGGCGUCGACCACUUCCAUCACAGAGGAAUUGCGACAAUUGUCCCUGUCGCCUGUUCCAGCGGCAUCUUCACCUAUUCAACCACCUGCAACAUCUACCAGUCCCCGGCCUGCGACAGAUGUGUCGCUUGAUCCACGGAUCGCAGCGUUGCGCGCCAUGUUCCCUGAUUACGAUGACCUAAUAUUGCAAUCGGUACUAGAAUCCGUUAACGGAAGUCAAGAUGCAGCUAUAGACGCUCUAUUGGGCAUGAGCGACCCCGAAUACACAAGUGACACACGGCAUCAAGAACCUGUUCUCACACAAACUGAUCUAGAUGAGCAACUUGCCCGUCGGCUGAUGCUUGAAGAGCAGGAGGCCCAACAGCAACAAUGGGCAGCGCAGCCGCCACAGCCUGCUACCCCGCAGCGUCGCAAUACCCGCCCUUAUGAGGUUUACCAACAGCAAUACCAUCAACAAGGCGCUCUGCCACCUGCUGGAGAGAGAGAUACAAUGGCAGAAUUCCAAGAGCAAAUUAACAAGAUAGCCGAGACUGGAAAGAAGACAUUCGGGAAUAUCUUCUCAAAGGUCAAAGCUAAGAUCCAAGAGUAUGACCAGGGCAGACCUGUUCAAAGCUCAGCUGGAGGGUACAACCCAAACCAGCAGCAGCAACAGCCUUACUACGGUCAGGCUGAGCCAAUGGCCACGCAGUCGCGGCCGCAGCAACCCGCGUACUACGAUCCCAACCCGCCGAUGUCUCCACCCACAAGUUCAAUCACUCCACCAGCAGCGGCUAUUCACGGCUAUGACGUGACCCCACCGCCUGCGACUACUUUUGCGCCUCCAUCGGGGUCUCCCCCACCCGCUUCGACAAGCAGAGGAAGCAAUGACGUACCUCGUCCGCCUCAAACGGGCACGGGCAUGCCCAUUGAUGCUGGCAAAUUGGGAUUGUUGCCCAAGCGACCCGUUUCGUUGUUGCCUGACCCUGCCGCUGCCCCAGCUCAUGUCCAGCAACCGACUGAUGAUGACGAUGGUUUAGAAUAUGUUGAGAACCCUUUUGAGGACCCAAGGAAAUAG